AUGAAAGAAGUAGUCAAGAAAGAGAUCCUGAAAUGGCUUUCUGCUGGCAUAGUCUACCCUAUUUCUGAUAGUUCAUGGGUGAGCCCAGUUCAAUGCGUCCCUAAAAAAGGCGGUAUAACUGUAGUGGCUAACACCCAAAAUGAGCUAGUUCCAACUCGUACUGUGACUGGGUGGAGAAUUUGCAUGGAUUAUCGAAAGUUAAAUACAGCAACCAGAAAAGACCAUUUCCCGCUGCCAUUUAUUGAUCAGAUGUUGGAUAAACUUGCUGGGCAAGAAUUCUUUUGUUUCUUGGAUGGGUAUUCAGGAUACAACCAAAUUGUAAUAGCCCCAGAAGAUCAAGAGAAAACAACCUUUACUUGUCCAUAUGGCACGUUUGCUUUCAAAAGAAUGCCAUUUGGUCUUUGCAAUGCUCCAGCAACAUUCCAAAGAUGCAUGAUGGCCAUCUUUGCUGACAUGAUUGAGAAAACAAUUGAAGUGUUCAUGGAUGACUUCUCUGUUUUUGGAGAUUCUUUUGAUUGUUGUUUAGAUAAUUUGGCAGCUGUUUUGCAAAGAUGUGAAGAAACUAAUUUGGUUCUGAAUUGGGAAAAAUGUCACUUCAUGGUGCAAGAGGGCAUUGUCCUUGGUCAUCGAGUAUCCAAACAAGGCCUAGAAGUUGACAAGGCAAAGGUAUCUGUUAUUGAGCAAUUGCCUCCACCAACAAGUGUUAAGGGUAUUAGAAGUUUCUUGGGUCACGCGGGAUUCUACCGUCGUUUCAUUAAAGAUUUCUCUAAAAUCACUAAGCCUUUGUGCAAUUUGUUGGAGAAAGAUAGGGAGUUCAAGUUUGAUGAUGCUUGUAUGAACUCUUUUGAAGAAUUAAAGAAGAAGCUCACCUCAGCACCAAUUUUAGUGGCACCUAAUUGGGAGCUACCCUUCAUCAUUAUGGCAGAUGCUAGUGAUUUUGCCGUUGGAGCAGUUCUAGGACAAAAAGUAGAGAAGGUCUUCCAUCCCAUCUACUAUGCUAGUAAAACUUUGGAUGAUGCCCAACUUAACUACACUACUACAGAGAAAGAAUUGCUUGCAGUGGUGUUUGCUUAUCUGGUUAAUUAUCUGGUUUGUGGAACUCUGCCACUAGACCUUAACUCCCAUCAAAAGAGGAAAUUUCUUCACGAUGCAAAGAUGUACUUCUGGGAAGAACCUUACUUGUUCAAAAGAUGUGCCGAUCAGAUGAUAAGAAGAUGUGUUUCGGAAGUUGAGCAGCAAGAUAUUCUAGAGUGUUGCCACUCUUCAGCUUAUGGUGGGCACUUUAGAGGAGAGAAAACUGCUGCCAAAGUCCUUCAAAGUGGUUUUUAUUGGCCUUCACUAUUUAAAGAUGCAUAUGCCUUUGUGAUCCGAUGUGAUCGGUGUCAACGAGUGGGAAACAUAUCAAGAAGGAAUGAAAUGCCUCUGAAUAAUAUUCUGGAAGUUGAACUCUUUGAUGUAUGGGGAAUUGACUUCAUGGGCCCGUUUCCAAAGUCUCUCAAUCAAGAGUACAUUCUGGUUGCUGUGGAUUAUGUCUCGAAAUGGGUUGAAGCUACUGCAUGUGUAUCCAGUGAUGCUAAAACGGUGAUCAAAUUCUUAAAGAAAAACAUCUUCACGAGAUUUGGAGCACCUCGGGCUAUUAUUAGUGAUGGCGGUUCUCACUUUUGCAAUCAUCAAUUUCAAGCUCUGAUGAAGAAAUAUGGUGUAAAGCACAGGGUAACUUUGGCUUAUCAUCCUCAGUCAAAUGGCCAAGCAGAAAUAUCCAACCGAGAGAUCAAAAGCAUUCUUGAGAAGGUAGUAGGUGCAACAAGAAAAGAUUGCAUGUCAUCUGCUGUAGAAUUGGAACAUGGAGCUUACUGGGCCAUAAAAAAGCUCAACUUUGACUUUCAAGCUGCUGGUGCAAAAAGGCUCCUUCAACUAAAUGAAUUGGAGGAAUUUCGCCUUAAUGCCUAUGAAAGUGCAAGGCUCUAUAAGGAACGGACCAAGAAGUAUCAUGAUCAGAAAAUUAUCCCUAAGGUCUUUGAAGCGGGGCAAAAGGUGUUACUUCAUAAUUCCAAAUUGAGAUUAUUUCCGGGCAAACUCAAAUCACGUUGGUCAGGGCCAUUCACUGUGGUACAAGCUGCUAACCAUGGUGCGGUGGAGCUGGAAAAUGAAAAAGGUGAAAGAUUUCAUGCAAAUGGCCAUCGUUUGAAGCAUUAUUGGGGUGGAAAGGUGGAUCGUCAAGCCUUUUGGUUUAUUCCUCAAACUUUGGAGCUUAGCAGGAGUGGCGCCGCGGCGCAUUUGAUCAGAAGCCGCGGCGCCUCAUCUGUUUCAAAAUGCCCUUUCUGUAAUAGGCGCCGCGGCCCCUGCGUUAAUCCGCCGCGGCGCCUUCGUCCAUGGCUUUCGGUCCCCUCGGUAAAAACCGCCGCGGCGUUUGGACAUAGACGCCGCGGCUCGCUUACUUAA
This is a messenger RNA of Neltuma alba, 2442 nucleotides long. RefSeq lists its product as uncharacterized. Bases 1 to 2442 code for a protein of 813 amino acids. NCBI's taxonomy places the organism in Eukaryota, Viridiplantae, Streptophyta, Magnoliopsida, Fabales, Fabaceae. Gene Ontology annotation, biological process: DNA integration. The transcript is spliced from 5 exons. The record is from RefSeq and is a predicted model, not a curated record. Gene Ontology annotation, molecular function: nucleic acid binding.